AUGGCGCGACUAACAGUCUUGGCUGGAUUGUCCCUUCUGUUGUGUCUUCAGAUUGUGUCAUCCACCAAACUGGUGUGCUACUUUACAAACUGGUCCCAGUACAGACCAGGUGCUGGCAAAUAUCUACCUUCAAACGUGGACCCCAACCUCUGCACACACUUGAUCUAUGCCUUCUCAAUCAUCAGCCCUUCCAAUGAGCUGUCACCAUACGAGUGGAAUGAUGAUGUUCUUUAUAAAUCCUUCAAUGAACUCAAGAAUAAAAACCCCCAGCUGAAGACACUGUUGGCUGUUGGCGGGUGGAACUUUGGAACUGCACAAUUUACCGUCAUGGCUUCAUCUUAUGCCAACCGCCAGCACUUCAUCCAGUCAGCCAUCAAAUUCUUGAGACUUCAUGGUUUUGAUGGACUGGACCUGGACUGGGAGUAUCCUGGAGCAAGAGGAAGCCCACCAGAGGACAAGAAGAGGUUCACUUUACUUUGCCAGGAAAUAAUUGCUGCCUUUGAAAAGGAAGUGGCUGAGACCAAAAGGCCGCGGCUGCUGCUCGGAGCUGCAGUGGCAGCUGGGAAGGGAAACAUUGACAACGGUUAUGAGAUUCCUGAUGUAACUAAGUUCCUAGAUUUUCUGAAUGUCAUGUCCUAUGACUUGCAUGGAGCUUGGGAUCCAUUCACCGGUCACAACAGCCCUUUGUACCGUAGCUCUGUCGAUCAGGGCGACCACAUCUACUUCAAUGUGGACUUUGCCAUGAAAUAUUGGAGGGACCAAGGAGCUCCUCUUGAAAAGCUUUUGGUUGGAUUUCCGACAUAUGGCCGCACAUUUCGUACAUCAUCAGCAGCUAAUGGUUUAGGAGCACCAGCCAACGGACCUGCCUCUGCUGGGCCUUACACGCGAGAGGCUGGAUUUUGGUCAUACUAUGAGAUUUGCACUUUCCUCCAUGGUGGCAGUUUGAACUGGAUUGAAGAACAAAAAGUGCCCUAUGCCACCAAAGGCAAUGAGUGGGUGGGCUUUGAUAACAGGCAGAGCUUUGAAAUCAAGGCACAGUAUGUGAAAGAUAACAAAUAUGGAGGAGCAUUCGUGUGGUCUCUGGAUCUGGAUGACUUUGCUGGACAGUUCUGUGCUCAGGGAAAUAAUCCCCUCAUUAGCCAUCUCCGCUCUCUUCUGGAUUUGGAAUUUCCACCUGCCCCUUCUGAGACCACACCACCACCAGUCGCCAACGCAACCCUCCCUGAUCUAGGUACUACCACGACAACUAUAACUACUACCACUGCAAAAACAACCACAACUGCUGUCUCUGGAGAAGGUUUCUGUGCUGGAAAGGUCGAUGGCUUGUACAAGAAUGACAAGGAUGCCAAUACCUUCUAUCAGUGUACACGUGGAAACACGUUUUUGCAGAGCUGUCCAGUUAAUCUUGCUUUUAACGAGAGAUGCCAAUGCUGUGACUGGCCUUAA
Messenger RNA from Melanotaenia boesemani (Boeseman's rainbowfish), 1446 nucleotides. RefSeq names its product acidic mammalian chitinase-like. The record is from RefSeq and is a predicted model, not a curated record. Gene Ontology annotation, cellular component: extracellular region. Gene Ontology annotation, molecular function: chitinase activity; chitin binding. Lineage: Eukaryota; Metazoa; Chordata; Actinopteri; Atheriniformes; Melanotaeniidae. Gene Ontology annotation, biological process: carbohydrate metabolic process; chitin catabolic process. Bases 1 to 1446 code for a protein of 481 amino acids. The transcript has 11 exons.